This is a messenger RNA of Amoebophrya sp. A120, 5723 nucleotides long. The record is from the annotation of a GenBank genome assembly. Lineage: Eukaryota; Dinophyceae; Syndiniales; Amoebophryaceae.
CAAGAACAGAAGAUGAUGCAUUUCCAUAUUGCAAGCCAGAGUCAAAGACAUUGAAAAUCGUCAAUCGUCGAUGCUAAACGAAAUAUUCCCCUCAAUACGAUCCUUAUGUUUAGGUGGCCUUUGGCGUCUGGUCCCUCCCCCGUUCUGUAACUACUUGAGCUUUACAAACCAGAAUGGAACGCGCACGCGCUUGCCAGAAGCAAAAUGAGCAUGCGAAGUUCUAUCUUCAUCGUGGUCGUUUCUAAAUCGCAUGUCGCCAAGAACCUUGCUCAUGAACAGUUCUUACAACUGUCAGGACCGGAAAAAGAACCCGAAUCCGGUAAAAGGCCGCAAAGAUGGAACAACAGAAUAGACGGAUGUUGACGUGGAGUAGCGCAACCACGGAAGAAGAUUCUUGAUGCUCGUCAAGCGCAAGAAGAGAACGAUGACACGUCUCGUGGAACGCCGCACGACAGGUGCUGGAGGGCUCCAGUUGCACGCUCGGAACAAAAUUCGGAAAACGUCGAUUCUGGUGAAGCGAUAUGGAUCCAGUAGCGAGAAGGCGGAGGCACUUGAAGAUCAUGUUUCUGUUUCAUUGACACAGAAGUCGAAGUCCUCUGCCCUGCUGCUACACGAAGAAGUAGAUGUUGCUAGGAAGCAGGCAGGGGAAGAGACACUGGAAGCUCGAGGAACGCGCUCUCGGAAUCGUGCAGAAGUAGGAGCUUCCCUUCUACGCCCGGACGAACAACGAACACGUACUCGUCAGCAUCAUAAAGAUGAUGCUACAGGGACAGCAGGAAAUAAAGCACCAACCGCAGAGUCACAGGAAGAGGAAUGGAGACCACAGUUUUCACUCCUUCAAGCCGCAACGGCAGACGACCCAUACGUUGUAGGUUCGCUUCCUGAUCCUGACGUGCAGCGCAAGGCGACAACCACGACGCUUACUACUAUUACUAGCAACUGGGCUAAAAAUAAUUUCCAAGGACAAAAAGAAAAUGGGACAGAGCAAGAGCAACAGCAAGAUGACGGCCCGCGAGGAACCGCACUGCUGACACGACCGCAAGCCAAAAUAUUAAACCGAGUGUCUACAACAAGCACGCUGGUUGCUGCGGACAGAAGUAAAGGCGAAUUUUCCCUGGUGGAACAGGAACACCGGCUAAAACCAAAAAGCGGGCAAAGCUUAUUAUCUAUGCGAAAGACAAAGAAGUUGAAGUCCGAAUCCCCCCAGAACCUCCCGCCUUCCGAAGCGCCAGCGCCAGAGCUGCAAUCCGAAUCCCCCCAGGAGCUGCAGCCUUCCGAAGGAGCACCAGCGCCAGAGCAAUCCGAACCCCCCCAGGACCUCCAGCCCGCCUUUGCACCAGCACCAGAGCAUGAGGUUGUGUUUGAGGACCACCCUGAGCUGCUAGGAGGCGGUAGCAGAGACUCUGCAAAAGAAGCUCAUUACCCUUCUCGAUUAGGUGGCGAAAAUCACAACCUGAUUGGCACGUCGGGGUCGGUAACGACACCCGGGCCAGACGAUAAAAUAAAAAAUGGCCCCCUCCUCGGCGGGGGGACCGCCACCAGUCCGCCUGGAGGCGGGGAAGGUAAUUGUCUCUGUGCGCUGUGGAUCAGCUUGACGGUUAUCCUGGUCGGCGGCGGCAUUGCGGGGGCUAUCGUGUGGUACGUCAAGGAAUCCCGUAAAAGAGAAGAGAAACGGCAGCGGCUGCAGGAGAAGCAGGCCAAGAAAGCGCGGCGGGAACACCUGAAACAGCUGAAGCUGCCGGUGCUGCCCAUUGCGCCGCUCCUCCAGCCGAGUGACUUUCAGCACGCACUCGUGGGCCAGUCCGACUCCGACGAGGAAGUCGAGGAACCGGAGUCCUUCCUGAUGACCCGGCCGCAAGUCCUGGAGGUGCAACUCAAUCGGAAGUACAAAGACCGCUUUGUCUUUCUCGACGUCUCCGACAGAGACUAUGCCCGGCAGAGUCACUUAGCUUUGACAAGUGGAACCGACACGGGUGACGCAGUGGACUACAUGGUUUCAACAAACAGCUUAUCAUACAGGAAAACGCUGACAAAGUUUUACUGGACAGGUCGCAAUGGACAAGAAUCAUCAGCAUGAAGAGUUUUGCGUCAAGGUCUGGAUGAGCGAUGCUUGAUUUCAUCCCAACUUGCAUAGCGCAGGAGAAAGAUCUUCUUCUCCUUAGACGUGGGCGAUGAUGAUAGACUUACAUUUAUUUUAAUUUUUCAUUUUCUGCAUCACUCUCACUCAGUAAGAACAGUACACCUACACAGUCACAGACGCACUGAUUUGCCAUUUGUGACACGACGAACCCGGACGCUGCGCUGCGCAUUUCCGUAUGAUACAGCUUCCAACUUCAGUACGAGCUUCCUGCCCCAGAAGAGGUCAUGGACCAAGGCGUUCCCACUGUCGUACUCUUUCUGGGCUACACCAUCCCGAUUGCAGUCGUUCGCGAGCGCCCCCCGAUGGGGGCCCACGAUGGAGUGGGGUCAAAUUUUUCCGAGGCACGUGUCUGGGAAGUUUUUACACUGUACGCCAAUAUUUUUCACCAGCUUGCUCGGCCCGGCGAGCAGUACAAGACGAAGUUUUUAUUUCCUUUCGGUAUGCAUUGCAAAUAUGUCUGGGUCUGGAAGAAUGCAAAUCUGUGAUGCGCAUUUCACAACAUACAAAAAUCUCUCAUGCAUAGGCAGCAAAAGCUGCCCACUUUCUGCCACCAAAAUGGGGCAUUUGUCAUGCGGUUUCGGCAUUGCGGAAGCUUCUCGAAAUCUGUGAUGCUAGAGCUUCCAUGCCAGACCUUCUGUGUCAUGCAAGAGCAGCAUGACUCUUCCACACCCAGACACUUUUGCAGUUGAUAUUCGGCGAAUUGGUGCAAAGUGCCGACAAUCCAGACCGCUUCGAGUGGUUCCCGGGCACGCGGUCCGCUUACUAUCACAAGAAAAAAGUGUUACAGUUACCCAUUGUGUUGCAAGAUCGGCAACACAGACAACCUGUCUCAUGCAGGAAAUGCUUGGGAGCCUCGUUUCCUUCCUGUUUUCCCUUAUGAUCUUCGCAUUACAAGUUUUCUCUGCCACACAGAGAAAAUUUGUGAUGCAAAAACUCCAACGAGUGUGUAACUGUAACACUUUUUUCUCAUGAUACUUACGGUGCCCCAGCCGCUACCGCAGAUGCAGGAGACAGCACAGCAGCUGGUGCAGACAACUCUAGUAGUGCCGCCGGGAGCACUACCACAGAACAGCCCGUUAAUACAGCAGGAGAGGCCCCCCUGGCAGAGCACGGUUAUGAUUCCUCGAGGAAAACGGUUGAUGCAUCUUCUGCACCAACCGCUCGCUGGAUCAUAUACCGUCCGAGCCUGAGCGACCAACGAAGUACUUCGACAUUUACCGCCACACCAGCCACAACCUUCCCCGGAACCACGACCGGGGAAAUGCAGAUCUCGCCACGGAGCCAAAGCCUGGAAUUCCCCGCGGCGUUUAUGACUUCGGACAUGCUGCGAGAGCGAAAUCCAGCCCUGAGGGACAUACGAGAGGCAGAAUCACUUUUGAGCGCGUUGAACACCAUUUUGGAAUUGGGCCCGGUGCGACUGCUUUCCAAAGUAGAAAAAGUAAAAACCGACGCCAACAGCGACACCAAGACAACUUCAGAGGUCCUCGUCGCGCAAAAUAAGGACAACGCCGCAAGAACUACGGCAGGAGCUUCAGCUCGCUCCAUUUCGUCGACGGCCAAAACCAGGGCAGAUGCUGCACAGCCCUUGCUGGAAGAAUCAAGCACGACCGCGGCAGGUGGGACCGGGGAGACGGGAGCGGCCCCUGUUGCUGCUGCGCCAGCUGCGUCUUCUACGACAGCAACCGGCGACGUAUCUUCCCCCGGGGUCUCGAUGCCCCCGACGGCGGGCGUCAACGUAGUUGUCCAACAUACUCCCAAAGCGCAUAGCACGUCUGGAAAAGUUGCGUUGCUUUCGAAGCAGAUAAUGAAGAUGAAAAGCAUCGGACGCAGGGCCAAGAAAUCACCUAAAUCUAGAUCUGCCAGCAAGGACACAGCAACUGCACCCUCCGCAGCUUCGGGGGCGACAACAUCCGCGGAAAGUAAGUCAGGCACUAGUACUAGUAGUGCAAUCAUCAAGGGCGGGGGCGCAUCCUCAACAGCGGUUCCGAGCACCAAAUCAGCCGCUAGCAGUAUCACUACGAAUACUCCUUCUGUCGCAGCAGCUGCGCCAAGUGGAGUAGUGGCAGCUGCACCCAGUCAGGCUCACUCCAUAAUUCCCAGUCAUCUGUCUUCACCUUCCGCAGGAGGUCUGCCCAGCCACGCAGCGACGACAACGCCAACGCCUUCCAGUCGCGUCGUCGGAUCCCCGUCUGUGUCUGUUUCUUCUCCCAGCACCAAUACUAGCCAAAUUUCAGCAACCCACGUUACCGUGCCGGCUCCGCAAGCGACCACCAGCACCACGCCAGGAGCGGGUGCCAGUCCUCCGCAGGGGAAGCAGGUUGCGAAGGAUUUGUCAAAAGUUGAUGAAGCAUUAAAAACCGGUGGAGCAGAAGGAAGAUCAGACCAAGCUGAGGGCGCGGACCACGGAACUGCUUCCGCAAUUAUGCCGAAGGAGUAUAAAAAUGCGAUCAACAAAAGUCACAACAAAGACAGAAAAAAACUCACCAAAAAGAGAAGCAGAAGCGCCCUUCAACCCGAAGGUGAAGGUGCGGCAGAGGAAGUACUACAAGUGGAGGAAGGACAUCAGCAACAAGAUGUUGUUCCGGCACUGGAAACAGAGCAGAAGCUACAGACCAAUCGAGACAUCACCUCAAAUACGGGCACGGCCAAAAACGGAGCACCGCCGCAAGCUGGGCCGAACCUCCGAAAAAGCGGCCCUAGUAUAAUAUCAAAAAAUCCGACGUCGAACACAUCAAUAAGUGCUUUGAUCGGUGCAGGAGAGGUCGUUCCGCAGGAACUCGAGGCAGCUGCCAGAGGUGCUGUGCAACAGCACGCAGAGCAAAUGCAAAAUAGUCCUCGUAACAUCAAGAAAAGAACAACCGCCCCCGGAGGAAACACGACAACUACUUCGAUACGGAUGAGACGUCCUCGAGACCGUUACCAGAUCUUUGACAAUGCGACGGGGGAGAUCACCGCGGAACUGUUCGAGUCGCACGCGCUGCUAGUUCACACGGGGGCGGACUUGGCACAAGUCCUCCUUCUUCUCGCGGCGGUGGGCGGGCUCGAUCGACACGUGGUGGGCAUGCCUGCUGCCCCAGCCGAGGAUCUUCCCGGCGAGACGACCGCGACCGGAACUUCUACAGAGGGGCAAGGUCACGACCCUGGUAGACGCUCGGAGCAACAGAUGAGAACCGGUGGAGCCUAACCCUAAGAAGUGGUAGUCAGUGUAGUGCAAAGGCACGGAUCUCGUCUACUGUCCUUCGAUACGAUAAACUAUACUCGAGGUGGUCGAGCUACAGCUACUUCUACUUGUGCUUGGGCAUUGCAGAAAUUGUAGUAGUCCAACGCAAAUGGAAAUGCAAGAUUUUGUAGCCUAUUUGGGGACAAGGGGCUAGGCCUGAGGUAGAGGUUUGAUACCGCAGCGAUUCGACGUUUUUGGUUUUUGAUGAGCCUUAAUGUUGCCUUACGGUCACUCAGAGGUGCGUGCCGCACUAGAAAUUGAAACGUCAAGGAGCUAGGUGACAUCGACGUAAUGGAGUUGUGUUGCACUUGCUACUUCCCGUUAGUAGACUUCGUUUCCAAUGUAGUAAUGUGAAAAAUCUAU